AUGUCCUCGGCAAAAGCAAUCGAAACGGUUUCCGUUGACAGCGUCAAUGCCAAAUCGUUUCAAAAGCACUAUGUCUUAAAACGGAAACCUUGUGUGAUACAGGGGUUGGUGAAGGGCUUCGAUCUAGAUUUGUUUCAACUGGAAAAUCUGGCAGAUUUUUUGGAGUAUGACGAUUUUUUGCAGGUGGAGCGGAAACAUCGUGGCGGGUACGGGUCCGGAGAAAAUCGAGUCAACUUGAAAUUGGCCGACUUUCUGGAUAAGCUGAAAAACGGAGAUCAUUCUUUGUAUUUGACAACGCAGUACGAAGACGACCAUGUGGACGAUGCGUCGGAUGACUCCGCUAGCGUUGAAUCCGGACCGGGAGCUGACUUUGAAUCUGACUCUGAGAUCGGGUCUAUAGAUCUCGACAAUCUCCACGACGACUUUGAAUUAACCGACGACGAGGCGGACAACGACGACGAAUUCGCCGCAGCACACGCCCGUGUUCAGGAACUGCUACAAAAACCGUUGACAAACCUCUACAGGAAAUGGUCAAUGGACCUGAUCAGGCCCGAACUACUUGAAAUUCUCGUGCCACAGCAGAUCAACCUCUGGAUGGGCCGAUCCGACCCAGACUCGCGGUUACUGUUCAAUGCCAAAGAGCCUAACCUGGGACUCGGAAGAUCGUUACCUUCUCCCGGUGCCUCGUCUUCAGGUCUCCACCAUGACCAUGCAGACAACCUGUACAUACCAAUUUCAGGUCGCAAAAGAUUCACCCUGUUCCCGCCGUCGGACGCACCUAAUUUAUACAUGGUUGGAGACAUACAGACGAUCUACCCGUCCGGAAUCAUCGACUACGUGCGGAACAAGAAUGCCCCGUUUUGGAAGCACGUCCGUGGGGACGGUGCCUUAGUGGAACAAAUUGCGCUGUGGCAGCUGGAGACUUUGGACUUGGAUGAGGCCCAAAAAAAACGGCUCGAGUCCGUGGUGGAGCAAGAGUCUGUUGUCCAGGCCGAGAAGGCCACGUCAGGCACCUCCAAAAAAGACCCGCCGUCGUUCUCGCGGAUUCCACCAGCUCUACUGCACUUGGACGAGGUCGAAGACCCCGAAACCCGACAACAGAUGCAAAAGCUUCUGGACGAGUCGUUUCCGCUACUUAAAAAUUGCACUCCUGUUGAGGUCAUAGUGCAGCCCGGCAUGAUGUUGUACCUGCCUGCGGGGUGGUUACAUGAGGUUUCUUCAUUUGGAACGGGCAGCGAUCUCGUGCAUACGGCGGUGAACUACUGGUUUGCACCGCCGGAUCAAGCCUCAUGGUCAGUAUACUCGGAUGAUUACUGGACUCGUGAUUUUGACGAAACGGGAAAAUGUCUUCGUGUCUUGCACAGCCGCAGCCGAUAA
Molecule: messenger RNA, 1377 nt
Organism: Ogataea philodendri
Lineage: Eukaryota; Fungi; Ascomycota; Pichiomycetes; Pichiales; Pichiaceae
Exons: 1
Coding region: 1-1377 (458 amino acids)
Molecular function (GO): 2-oxoglutarate-dependent dioxygenase activity
Source: RefSeq, a predicted model, not a curated record